Molecule: messenger RNA, 708 nt
Organism: Paramecium tetraurelia
Lineage: Eukaryota; Ciliophora; Oligohymenophorea; Peniculida; Parameciidae
Exons: 2
Source: RefSeq, a predicted model, not a curated record
AUGCAAAGUUGGAGUUGGUUAAUUCAGCCACUUCUACAAACGAGAUCAUAAGAAGACAAGAAGGAAGUGGUGAUUAAGCAGAUUCACAAAAAGCAAUUACAGCCAUUUUUUAACAGAUGUUCAGAAACGAAAUCAUAAUAUUUAAGCAGCGUAAUUAUCAGUACAUUCACACAUAUUAUUAAACAGCAAACAAAUAUUAUAUAAUUACUGAAUUUUGCGAACAGGUAAUGCGCUAAUCAAUAAUCUGUAGACAUUCUUUAAAUAAUAAAAUAAUAAGGUUCUUUGCUUGAAAAUACAGUAAUCAUUUAUGUUUUACAAAUUGGCGAGGCAUUGAAGUACAGAUUGUUCACAGAGAUAUCAAACCUUCCAAUAUCCUAAUCGAUAAAAGAAAGUUAGACUAGCAGAUUUUUUUUGACUUUGCAAUCCAUUAAGACAGAUUUUGAAUUGAAGAAAGACAAUUCCAGAUUGGAUCUCCAUUUGUAUAUAUAUAAAGAAACACUGUUAAAAAAUGAAUACAAUCAUAAAACUAACUUUGGUCCCUUGGUGUACUGUUUUUUGAAAUAAUUUUUAGUAUGCACCCAUAUGUAUUCCAAAAGAAUUUUACCCAUUUAUUUAAUGGAAAUGGAUGAUUUAGUCAGAAAAUUACAAAAAAUAUCAAAAGGAUUAUAUCUUGAUGUUUAAACAUCGGUUCUCAGAAGCUUUAACUGA